Capsella rubella is the source of this 985-nucleotide messenger RNA. RefSeq names its product cyclin-U2-2. NCBI's taxonomy places the organism in Eukaryota, Viridiplantae, Streptophyta, Magnoliopsida, Brassicales, Brassicaceae. Gene Ontology annotation, biological process: regulation of cyclin-dependent protein serine/threonine kinase activity. Bases 55 to 762 code for a protein of 235 amino acids. The record is from RefSeq and is a predicted model, not a curated record. The transcript is spliced from 2 exons. Gene Ontology annotation, molecular function: protein kinase binding.
CUCCUCCUCCUCGUCUAUUAAGCUCUGUUGCCGACGAAAACAAGAAAACUCAACAUGGCGGUUUCGAGUUCUUUAACCAUCUCUCCAAGAAAACUCCGGUCUGAUCUUUAUUCAUACUCCAACAACCAAAGCAACUCCGAGACGCCUCUGGUUAUCUCUGUUCUGUCGUCUCUGAUCGAACGAACUCUUGCUCGUAACCAGAGGAUUAGCAGCCGGAGAGCGUUUCCGACGUCGCCGUCUUCUUCCACCGGCAAGACUCAGAUCUUCGAUUGCCGUGAAGUGCCUGACAUGACCAUUCAAUCGUACCUAGAGAGAAUUUUCCGGUACACAAAAGCCGGUCCUUCGGUUUACGUGGUGGCUUAUGUCUACAUUGACCGGUUUUGUCAAACCAAUCCCGGUUUUAGAAUCAGUCUCACAAAUGUACAUCGGCUCCUCAUCACCACCAUCAUGAUCGCUUCUAAAUACGUAGAAGAUUUGAACUACAGGAAUUCAUAUUUCGCUAAAGUAGGUGGACUAGAGACAGAGGAACUGAACAAGUUAGAGUUAGAGUUUCUGUUCUUGGUGGGAUUCAAGCUACAUGUGAAUGUGAGUGUGUUCGAGAGCUAUUGUUGUCAUCUUGAAAGAGAAGUUAGCUUUGGAGGAGGUUAUCAAAUCGAGAAGGCAUUACGUUGCGCUGAAGAAAUCAAAUCCAGACAAAUGAUCGUUCAAGAUCCUAAACACCAUCAUCAUCAUCAUCAUCACUUUGCUCGAAUCUUGUUAUAGAGAAAGAACCUCUGUUUUUUCCUUUUUUUCCAUUUAAAUUUUAGUUUUGUAGGUUUUGUCGUUUUGUGCUUUGUGAUCUUUUGACUUUCUGACAAACUUGUUGGUUAGAGUGUUUCUUUUGUAUAUUUUUGUUUGGUAGGUCGUAAAAUGUAAAUAUAGAUGAGCGGUGAUGUAAAAAAGAAUGAAAUUCAAUAUCUAAUUGAAUUUGGUAACGCGGUACAAA